Molecule: messenger RNA, 2964 nt
Organism: Talaromyces rugulosus
Lineage: Eukaryota; Fungi; Ascomycota; Eurotiomycetes; Eurotiales; Trichocomaceae
Exons: 7
Coding region: 1-2964 (987 amino acids)
Cellular component (GO): nucleus
Molecular function (GO): RNA-DNA hybrid ribonuclease activity; nucleic acid binding
Source: RefSeq, a predicted model, not a curated record
AUGGAUGACGCCGUCAACGUACCUCUGCCACUGAGGACAGCAAGCCCCGAGGCCCAGAACCAGAACCAAAGUCUACCAUAUGCGACGUCUCUACACUCCUUCGUCAACGAUGAUCAGUCUGUUGACUCGGAGAACUGGCAACCCGAAAGAGAGCAGCCCCCGCUUCGCCAGCAAUCCAACAGCUAUGACGAUAUCUACGACCGCAGCAAUGCAGCGUCUAGAGCCAGCCGUGGCGAGAUCGGCCUUCAGGAAUUCCCGCUUCCAACGUCGAAGCCCAUCCCCAGUCAUACGAGCACCGUUGACCUGGGACGAACAAGCCGGGCAGAGUCUAUCAACAAGGCUGCGACCAAGAACAAAACUCUUAGUGGCGAGCAAGUCCACCCUCCAGUAGAGCAGCUACGCAGACAGCUUGCAGAAUACGAGCUGCCGCUGUUGCAGCAGGCAAAUCCAAAUGACGGCACGUUCUGGGAUCCGAUCAAAGAAGAGGAUCAUCCGGCCUCGUUCGAUCUAAUUGCACCAAUCCAAGAAUCAGAAGCACCACUCCAUUCGCUGGAGAAGCAGGCGGAUCUCCUGUUCUCGACCAGGCAUAUGCUCGCUAUUCUUUCCAAUCCCCAGCAUCUCUUCAAGUUCCGCGAGUUUCUGGCGGCCGAGCGAUCUGAUUCGUUAGAGAUAUUGAUGUACUACCUCAGCGCGUGUAAGGCGUUAAAGGCAAUCGAGUAUUCCAACGCUGUCUCACAGUUGCUCACAAACCUGUCUGAAAUAGAGUCGUCAGACCAGGAGAUCCCAGCGACGAAGAACAACAAGCUAGAACAACAGGCCGAGAAUGCGCUCAAUGCACUGGUCAAAGACGAGUUGCCUGCAUUCAUCACUUUCAAUUGCGUCUCGCUCGUCUCCAAUGUCGUCGAGCAGCGGGUGAAGGGAACACUGCCAGCCAAGUUUGAGGGAACAUCGGAUGCACUUGCAGAGGUGUUUUGUCUGACGGAUCCAUCCAGGCGAGAUAAUCCUAUUAUCUUUGCUUCCGAAGAAUUCCACCGCACCACGCAGUAUGGUAUGGACUACGUGUUGGGACGCAACUGUCGAUUCUUGCAAGGCCCCAAGACAAAUAAACAAAGUGUGCGCCGAAUUCGCGAGGCGAUUGAAGCCGGAUGCCAGCAUUCUGAGCUGUUUCUUAAUUACCGCCGCGAUGGCUCCCCGUUUAUGAACUUACUCAUGUGCGCACCUCUGUGUGACAGCAAAGGAAGAGUCCGUUACUUUAUCGGCGCGCAAAUCGAUGUGAGCGGUCUGGUCAUGGGCGAUGCGGGAAUGGACUCGAUGAAAGAUGUUGCUAGAGAGGAAUCUAUCAAACCAGAUGGCCCCGAAGACGUUUCUGCAAAUGGUGUAGAAAAUAGCCAUUUCUCGGGUGGUGUCAACGGAUACCAUCCAUACAGCGUCGACGGUGACAACGGACACGGCCAUCAGUUUAUCAGCGAUCCGCUUUCCACAGAAUCUGUGUCGCCACGAAAGGACGGUGAGGCAAGAAAUAACCUCCUCGAAUUCAUCGAGUUGCUUAGCCCCAGCGAACUAGCAAUGGUCCGCGAACAUGGCAGUUCCAUCUUCCAGCCUGUAGUCCCACGACGUGAACGACCAUACUGGGGCCACGUCCGGCCGCGAAUCAUGCUCAAACAGCCCAAGCAGGCUCCGAAUCAUGCUGGCCCGGAUCAAAUGUUCAAGCAGCCGACUCUCCCGGGUGUUUAUGACAAUUACCUCCUCGUCCGCCCUUAUCCUUCUCUUCGUAUUCUUUUCACGUCUCCCUCCCUCCGCAUACCAGGCAUUCUGCAGUCGCCGUUUUUUUCCAGAGUGGGCGGUUCGGCCACGGUGCGCGAUGAUCUACUCCGUUCAUUCAUGGAUGGGCGUAGUGUCACAGCGCGCAUCAGAUGGAUUUCCAAAUAUGAUAUGCAUGGUAGAAGCCAGAGUCCUGGUAAUCGACAGAUUCCAUCGUUUGCAAUGGCGCUUUUCAGACCGUCAUCGCCUGAGUAUCUAGAUGAUGGCACGGUCGUUUGCUCUGGCCACCUGCGUGUGAUCUGCGAUUUUUGCUGCACAGAUUACAGUCCUCUUGAUGAAUCUCCCGGGGACGAUUCCGACCCGUUUGCACAUUCAGCUGAUGAGGAGCAAGACGAAGAUGGCGAAAAUAGCGAAGAUGACGACACAGAAUCAUUCGACAUACCUCGUCCUUCGUACAGAUUCCGCAACAGAGUUCGACGGGGUGAAGGAAAGGUGAUUGCCGAAAAAUUUAUCCCUCCUUCUGACUUUGCUGCUGCUGCAAAACCGCAGGAACUUUUUUCUCCAGCUCUCGGCAUAAACAGCAUUCCUGUAGUGCGUCGGUUCAUCAACAGACGAGAUGCUACACAGGUCCUGGUUUUCACGGAUGGAGCGUGCCUGAACAACGGUGGCACUAAUCCUCAGGCUGGAUGCGCAUUCUUUUUUCGUCCUGCGCAGAACGGAGGAGAAAAGGAAAAAGGACAAAGAAAAAAAAGAGACAUUCCAGAUCAACCUCCCAACACCGAGGGCUAUGUAUCAUUUCAUCUUGAAAAGAAAGGCCCAUUUGGCGACCCUAGUCUACAAACCAGCAAUCGCGCCGAGCUAAGAGCUGUCAUCGCUGCGCUGCGCUUUCGGGUCUGGAACGGUGAAGGCUUCAGGAGUAUCGUUAUCGCCACAGACUCUGAAUACGUCGCAGAAGGGGCGACCACGUGGGUACGCACAUGGCUAAAGAAUGGCUGGAAUGGUCGUGCUGGACCGGUGAAGAACAAAGAUCUGUGGCAGGCUCUCCUUGGCGAAUUCGAACGUUGCCAUGAUAAUGGGCUGGAAGUCUUGUUCUGGAGGAUUCCGAGGGAGCAGAAUACGCAUGCAGAUCAGUGGGCAAAAGCAGGUGCCGGGGAGGAAGAUGUAAAGGACGAGUUUACUGACAUUGUGGGGGCGCUAGUAUGA